This is a messenger RNA of Exserohilum turcica Et28A, 1953 nucleotides long. RefSeq lists its product as uncharacterized. NCBI's taxonomy places the organism in Eukaryota, Fungi, Ascomycota, Dothideomycetes, Pleosporales, Pleosporaceae. Gene Ontology annotation, molecular function: CoA-ligase activity. The record is from RefSeq and is a predicted model, not a curated record. The coding region runs from base 29 to 1774 and encodes 581 amino acids. The transcript has 6 exons.
GCGGCCCAGCAACAGGUAACUACUCAAGAUGCCCUUCCAUCCUCCAUCAUGGGUGCCGAAGCUCCCGUUCGACCCCCCGGACUCGAUCCCCAUCUGCGACUUCAUGCUGGAUGAGCUCUACGGCCGCCAUCCACUUGGCUAUUCGUUCGACCCCUUCACUUGCGGCCUGACGGGCAAGACAUACUCGAGCCUCGAGGUGCGCGAGCGCGUCGACUACCUUGCACGGGGCCUGGCAAAGGAGCUUGGGUUUCAGCCAGGCAGCGGAUCCGAAUGGGACAAGGUCAUUGCUGUUUUCUCAGUAAACACUAUUGACACAAUCCCGUUGGCAUGGGCCACGCAUCGCCUAGGCGGCAUUCAGACACCCGCCAAUGCUGCUUACAGCGCCGCCGAGCUUGAGUACCAGUUGAAAAACUCGGGCGCAAAAGCCCUCUUCACCUGCGUCCCCCUGUUGGAGAUUGCUCAAGAAGCGGCAAAGAAGACUGGAAUCCCCGAGAACCGUAUAUACAUACUCGAAGUACCAGGCGCGAGCACGCCCAAAGGCUUCAAAACGGUGGAUGACUUCAUCCGUGAAGGCGAAAAGCUCGACCGCUUGCCGCCGUUGAACUGGGGGUCCGGAGAAGGCGCUAAACGGUGUGCGUUCCUCUGUUACUCCAGUGGGACAUCGGGUUUGCCUAAAGGAGUCAUGAUCUCGCACCGAAAUGUCAUUGCCAACAUCAUGCAAAUUUCGACGUUUGAAAAACCGUAUCGCGACAACAUUAUCAAAGACGUACGGAACCAAUCCGACUACACUGAAAAGGUUCUAGGUCUGUUGCCCAUGUCGCAUAUCUACGGGCUGGUUGUCAUCAGCCAUACUAGUGUUUAUCGUGGUGACGGUGUCGUGGUUCUGCCCAAGUUCGAAUUCGCGACGACUCUGCAAGCGAUACAGGACUACAAGAUCAACACGCUAUUCCUAGUUCCCCCGAUCAUCAUUCUAAUCACGAAGAGUAAGGCGCUUCUUGACAAGUAUGACCUCAGCUCCGUGACGGCACUGUUUACCGGCGCAGCACCUCUAGGGCAAGAAACAGCCGAAGACGUGCAGAAGAUAUUUUCCUCAUGGAAGAUUCGGCAAGGGUAUGGCCUGACAGAGACUUGUACUGUUGUGUCUACAACCUCGCCCGAUGACAUUUGGUACGGCUCCUGUGGCUCUCUGCUUCCAGGCAUAGAAUGUAAGAUUGUGACUCUCGAGGGGACCGAGGUCACUGAGUACGACCAACCUGGCGAGCUUUUGGUCAAAUCGCCGGCUGUUGUGCUAGGGUAUCUCAACAAUGAUAAAGCCAAUAAGGAGACCUUUCAGGAUGGCUACAUGCAUACUGGGGAUGAAGCUGUUAUCAGGAAGGCACCGUCUGGCCAUGAACAUGUGUUCAUUGUUGACCGCAUCAAAGAGCUCAUUAAAGUUCAGGGACACCAAGUCGCACCUGCAGAGCUUGAGGCGCAUUUGUUGACCCAUCCCGCUGUGAAUGACUGUGCAGUGAUCCAGAUUCCCAACGAAAAGACUGGAGAAGUGCCAAAGGCCUUUGUCGUCAAAGCACCCUCAGUCGGCAUGGAGACGAACGACCGCAUUCUUGCGCGUGAAAUCCAGAAGCACGUCGAAAAGCACAAGGCGAGGUACAAGUGGAUCAGCGGCGGAAUUGAAUUCGUCGAUGUGAUUCCGAAAUCUCCAUCAGGAAAGAUAUUACGACGACUGUUGAGAGACCAGGAGAAGGAGAAGAGAAGGAAAGCCGGAAGCAAGUUGUAGAAGACACCUGCCGGCAUACUUUGUACCUACCGACCAGUUUUUUACCACACUGCUCUCUGUAAGUAGGGAUGCGGUUGUACUUUUUGUUACUUGCACUGCUAAAAACUUCAACACAGUGGAUUGAGCCUGUACACAGCACGAUUCUUACAAUUGAAGUGUUACUCAGACCACAACCAAAU